GAAGAAAUCUACGAGUAGUAGUAACAGUAGUAAUUCGCUUCAAUACGAAGUUCCUCUUGGCUAUAGCAUUGAAGACGUCCGUCCAAACGGUGGCAUCGAGAGAUUCCGAUCAGCUGCUUACUCUAAUUGUCUGAGGAAGCCAUCCUGAUACGAUUCCAGAAAAGAAAAUGUCUCCUUCGGUAGAUUAGGAUUCUCAUUUGACCUUUCCAUUUUAUCUUAUUUUCAGUAAUUUUAACCAGAAAAAAUAAAAACAGUACGAUACUAUGGCCGUCGACUCACCAUCAAUGUCUGCUUCUCCGAUAGGAUUCGAAGGCUUUGAAAAGCGCCUUGAAAUUACCUUCAAUGAACCACCCAUCUUCAAAGACCCUACUGGGCGUGGUCUACGCGCCUUGACUCGGUCUCAACUCGACUCAAUUCUUGAACCUGCUUGUUGCACCAUUGUAACCCAGCUUUCUAACUCUGAGUUCGACUCUUAUGUUCUCUCCGAGUCAAGCUUAUUCGUUUUCCCAUUCAAAAUAGUGCUUAAAACCUGUGGAACUACUAAACUGCUUUUGUCCAUCGAAUCGAUUCUUAAACUCGCCGAGUCACUCUCACUUUCUUUAUUUGAUGUUAACUACUCUAGAGGCAGUUUCAUUUUCCCUAAUUACCAACCUGCCCCUCACCGGAGCUUUUCUGAAGAAGUUACCGCCUUGAACGAGUUUUUUGGCCAUUUAAAAACUGAAGCCUAUGUACUCGGCGGUUCUUCAGCUCCAAAUUGGAACUGGCAUAUUUACUCGGCAUCAAGCGGAUCAUCACAACCGUUGAUGAAGGAUCACACGGAUACGCUUAAUGUUGAGAUUUGCAUGACUGGCUUAGAGAAAAAGAAAGCGGCUGUAUUUUUCAAAAGAUCGGCUGAUUAUUCCGCCAGUGAUAUGACAAGAAGUUCUGGAAUAUUUGAAAUACUCCCAAGUCACUUGAUAUGUGACUUUGACUUUGACCCAUGUGGUUAUUCUAUGAAUGGAAUUGAAGGUACAGCUUUCUCAACGGUGCACGUGACCCCAGAGGAUGGAUUCAGUUACGCUAGCUAUGAAGUUAUGGGAUUGGAGCCAAGUCAAGUUAAAUUGACCACACUAGUCAAGAGGGUAGUUAAUUGUUUUGGACCAAGCGAAUUUUCAAUUGCAGUCACGUGCCAUGGUGGUGCGGACAAGUGGUGGCCCAAUGAAUGCGAUGACGUGGAUGGAUACUCUCGCCGGAGUAUGGUGGAGCAGGAACUAGUAAGUGGUGGCGGUAGAGUGGUGGUGUAUAUGACUUAUGAAAUGAAAGAUAAAGGGCGUCUUGUAGUGCCUGCUUCAGCCAAGGUUUCCAUGCAGUGUUAGCAUGAGGUGGCGGAAGAGGAAAGCGUUGUGGUUGUUAGCGGUGGCUGUGGCUGCAGUGGUGGUGGUGUGGGGGUUUUUCCUUGUAUUUCCUCAGCUUGAUUGAGUCCAGACAAGCAGAGUGUCAGUUUUGUCUUCGUCUUAUGACUCAAAAUCAUAGCCACGUGGAAUGAGUAAAAAGGUCGUUUGAUUUGUCUUUUUCUUUUCAAGCUUUUUUUAUAUGAAUGUUUGGGGUAUUCUCGUCGA
Molecule: messenger RNA, 1598 nt
Organism: Jatropha curcas
Lineage: Eukaryota; Viridiplantae; Streptophyta; Magnoliopsida; Malpighiales; Euphorbiaceae
Product: S-adenosylmethionine decarboxylase proenzyme
Biological process (GO): spermine biosynthetic process; spermidine biosynthetic process
Cellular component (GO): cytosol
Molecular function (GO): adenosylmethionine decarboxylase activity
Source: RefSeq, a predicted model, not a curated record